UCGUUUAACUUAUAAUAGCGGGAAACAGAACCGUUUCAAAUUUCAAAACAAAACCAAAUCCACAAACCUUAUUAUUCUCGUCUUCUUCAAAAUCAAAACCUUAUCUUUUUCCUACCAAUUUUCAUUCAAAAACAUUCCUUCUUGUUGUUGUUGUUUGAAACAAAACAGAGAAGAAAAAAAGAUGGAUUUUUUUGCAAUGAAGAGAAAGAAACUUCAGAGUUAUUGCAAGAAACAUGGGAUUCCUGCGAAUUUGAAGAACAUAGAAAUGGCCAAACAACUUUCUUUGAUAUAUCAGGGAAAAGAAAAUCAAAAUCCUGCACCACCCAAGUUACAAGCCGAUGGAGGUGCCGAUAAAGACAAAUUAAAUGUUGAAGUUAUAGACUUGGACUCAGACAGUGGUGCUGAUGAUGUUCAAAUGGAAGCUUUAGAUACUGUUGCUGGGAAUGAUUCUAAGGAUUUGAGGGAUGAACAUAAGCUGGAGGAGGAACCAGAUCAGUUAAGUGAGGUCAAGUCUGAUCACAAUGUUGAUUCAGGGUCCGCUGUUGGGAAUGCAGACGCUUGUGAAGUGAACUCAGCAUCUUUGCAAAAGACGAGUCAUGGUAUAGAGGAGUCUAAGUUGAACUCACCAUCUGAAGGAGAUGACAUUGGAUCCGUUAACGUACAGGAAAGCAUGCAAGUGAGUGUCAAAAAGGAGAAAAAUGAAGACAAUCAAGAAUUGCAUUUUGCAUCAUCAAGUGAAGAUGCAAAUAUGGUGGAUGUAGAGCAUGAGAUGUUGCGUGAACAGAUUGAUGUUGAUGAAGAUACGAGUGAAACUGAAAAUGUUGGAGAUGAAGCAGAAAAACUAGAUGAGGAACCCGAUCAAAUUUUAACUACUCCACUAAGUGAAGUCAAGUCCGAUCACAAGGUUGAUUCAGGCACUGUUUCUGGAAAUGCUGAUGCCCAUGAAGUGAGAUCAGUGUCUUCGCAAAAGAUGAGUCAAGGUCUAGAAGAGUCUAAGUUGAAAUCACCACCUGAAGGAGAUGAUAUUGAAUCCUUGUAUGUGGAGGAAACAUUGCAAAUAAGUGACAAUAAGGAGAAAAAUAAAGACAAUCAGGACGUGCAUCAUGCAACACCAAGUGAAGAUGAAAAUAUGGUUGAGGGAGAAGCUGAGAUAGUGAGUGAUAAAUCCUUGUAUAGUGUGAAUUCUUUAGAUGUUUCUUCCAAGGAAUCCAGUGGCCGUUCGGUUGAACAAGUUCAAAAUUUGGAUGAUAACAAUGGUGCUAUGGACGAACCUGCUGCAAUGUGCCUUGAUGCAUCGACAUGUGUGGAAAAUACCGACGAGAACACUAAUGUGGCUGUUCAAGACACUCUAGAUGAGGUUCAUUCAUCUAGUUUUGAAGAUUCUGAUGGGGCACCAGUUCAAGUUCUGCCUAUUGAUCCUAAUGAAGUAGAGACGAGUAAUCUCGAUGUUCAUGAAUUGAAUGUCACAGACACUGCUACUAAAAAUGCAGCUACAAGUGGAGUGAACUUUGAAUCUUCACAGAAGAUGAGUAUAACCACCACAUCAGAGAAAUUGAUUGGUUCAUCUACCAAACUUCUAAGUAAUUCACCGACACCAAGAGAUAUUGCCAUUUGUGAUGUGGAGGAAAACUUACAGAUUGGCGUUAAUCAGGAGCAAGAUGAUCAUGAUCAAGAGAAAACGAUGGAUUUUUCUCCCACUAUGCUAAGUAGUCCAGGGACAUCAGCAAGUGAUUCGGAAGAAAGUUUGCAGAUCCAUGCCAAUAAAGAGAAUAUUGAUCCCGGUGAAGGUUGGAAUCCAGACCCUAGUGCAGUUGACAUGAACGACGAUGAGGAUCUUACUCCGUCUGUUUCAGAAGAAUUGGGUAAUGAUUUGAUAGAGGGACAAGUUGCAAACGGGGAUGAUGAAAUAGAUCAUCAAGAUAUCUGUGGAAGUGGCAAUGGUUGCGAUGAAGAUGUUAACAAUUGUGGCAUAAAUAGCCCUCAUGUUUCUCCAAAGGAAUCAAGUGGCUGUUUGGUUGAACAACUUCACAAAUUGGAUGAUAAUAAUUGUGUUCUAUCGGAAGAUGCUACAGUCUGCCUCAAUGCAUCAACUGGUGCGAAAAAUAUUGACGAGGACACCAAUUUGACUGUUGAAGAAAUUCUAGAUGCAGUUCAUUCGUCUAGUUUUGAAAAUUCAUCAGUUCAGUUUCUGUCAAUUGAUCCAUUACGUGAAGUUGAGACUAAUGAUCUUGCUGUUCACAAAAUGGCUGCCACAGAUACAAGCGGUGUAAAGGUUGUUUCAGAAGCACCUGCUGAUGAUUUGAUGGAGGAAGAAGUGGCGGACGUGGAUGAUAAAUUUGAUCUUGUUGAAGAUGUUUUUGAAACUGGCAACGGUACCAAAGAAGCUAUAAACCAAGGUAGCAUUGAUAGUCCUCAUGGAUCAAAUGUUAACAAUGCUGACCUUUUACAUGUUUCUCCGGUAGAAUCGAGUUCACCUUUGGUGGGAGGACAAGUUCAAAAAUCUGAUGAUAAUGUUAUGCACAAUGGAGACUACGAUCUCGGAAAUUGUGGAUUUGGAAUUGAUAUCUUGUACUCCCAUGAGAAAUCCAUUGCUGCUGAGGAUACUGAUGCAAAAACCAAUGUGUCUAUGGAAAAUCUUCCAUAUGAGAGUCAUGCACCAAGUGUUAAAUUAUCAGAAGAAUUUGGUAAAAAGUUGGCAGAAGUAGAAUUUGACCUUCUUGAAGAUGACUGUGAAACUGCGUGCAAAGAUGAAGCUCUAAAUUCAAGUAGCAUCAAAACCCCUCAAGGGUCAAUCGUAAAUGAUUUUAAUCUUCUACAUGAUUCUCUAGGGGAUUUCAGUUCAUAUUUUGAUGAUGAAGUUCAAAAGCCCGAUGAUAAAAUUAUGCAUUGUGGAUCUGGAAAAAGUGAAUCUGGAGUUGAUGCCUUUUGUUUCCCUGAUGAAUCCAUUGUUGCUAAGAAUAUUGAUGGGAAGAACAAUGAGUCUAUGCAAAAAAUUUCAUAUGAAGGUAAUUCAUCAAGUUUUCAAUAUUCAGAUGGUACACAAGAUCUAUCUAUGACAACCGGUGAAUUGCAUUCUAGUAGCGGUCUUAAUACUUAUCCCAUGGCAGCAUUAGAUGUUUGUGAAGAAGAGAUGUUGAGAUCAUCAGAAAAGGCAUGUAUGGUUGCAGAUCCUAAGGAGUGCAUUGGAUUUUCCGCUAAUGACUUUGAAGCUUCAACUAAUAAAGGCUUCGAGGCUGAAACAUGUUUUGAUCCAAAUACACUUGGAGAUGUUGUUAUGGAAACUUGUAACAUGAAUGAAAGCAUGCAAAUUGACACGAUGGAGAAGGUAAACAGUCAGGGAGAAGGUAUGAACUUUUUUGAGAACUCUAAUGUUCAUGAUGGUGUUGGAGCAGAAGAUGAACCUAGUGAAACGGCGAGCCGGAAAAGGAAGAGGGGUGAUGCAAAUUCAGACGAGGAUGUGAAAGAUGAGCUUGUUUCAACUGUGCCUCAAACUAAUGAAAUGGAGUUGAGCAAUUUCAGACUUCAACAACUUUUUCCUUCAGACACUGCUUCUGGAGAUGAAGAUGCUUAUCAAAAGAAGUUGGUCUCACCAUCAAAGGCUACACCAAUGAUACAUAAAGAGAACAUUAAAUUUGACAAGGAGGAUAAAGUUGGGUCAGUGAUGUCUAGGAAUAAAUUUGCUAAGAGGCAACCUCUUCAAGAUCUUAAGCAGAAUUGAACUGUUAAGUAAAUGUAGUGUUGGUUAUUGUUUAUAAUUUGGUGAAUGAUCAUGUUACUAUUAUUUGAUGGUCAUGCUUUUUAGUAUUGGAAGUUUAUGAUUUAUGAUGACUAUUGGUGUUAAGUGUAAGUUCUUUUUAAUGCUUAUUGCUUAGCUCUUUUUAUGAUAAGAUUGAGAUUUUCACAUUUUGCAUGUGAAAUGUACAAUAUUGUGGAGUUGUAAUGCAUACUAAAGUUUAUAUUUUGGUAUGAAACAUUGUCAAA
Messenger RNA from Medicago truncatula (barrel medic), 3981 nucleotides. RefSeq lists its product as uncharacterized. The coding region runs from base 182 to 3718 and encodes 1178 amino acids. The transcript is spliced from 9 exons. NCBI's taxonomy places the organism in Eukaryota, Viridiplantae, Streptophyta, Magnoliopsida, Fabales, Fabaceae. The record is from RefSeq and is a predicted model, not a curated record.